AAUCUUCGACUGAUAGGCCUAGGUCUCCGACGUGACUGCGCUGCCUGCAUUAACCCGCUCGAGGUCGAGAGCGGGCUGGAGACUCCAAUCUUCCGACAGUAGUACGGAGACUAAUAAAGCUGAUGUCUGUCAUUCAACUUCAAGAUCAAGAUCAAUGAAAUAUAGGCCUAAGGUGUGUAUUUCCCUACAAAGUAUCACUGGGGUAGUUCCUUAAAAAUGGAAUCGGCUGUGACAUCAAGCAAAUCAACUCCGGAAGAAGACCAUCCAGCCAGGUCCAAGCUUAAUCUCUUGAAGCAGGGAGCGGAAGCUAGGAUUUACAGAAGUACCUUCAUGGGUCGUAGCUCCAUUGUGAAGCAGAGAUUCAAGAAAGCCUACAGACACCCAAAGCUGGAUGCUAAGCUAUCACAGAAACGAACUGGUCAGGAGGUCAGGACUAUUGUCAAAUGCAGGAAGGCUGGAAUUACUACACCUGUGGUAUACUUUGUCGACAAUGAGACUCAUUCUAUUCACAUGGAAUACAUAGAGGACUCCCUUACAGUCCGCGAGUACAUCCAACAGAUUCAGAGCUCCGGAGCAUCUAUCGACGACGAAAGACUGGUAUUACUUGCGUCUAAGAUCGGAGCAACCCUAGCAUCUAUGCAUAGUGUGGAUGUCAUCCACGGCGAUCUAACGACCUCAAAUAUGCUUCUACGUCAGCCGUAUGAGGAAUCGCAUCUGAUCAUGAUCGAUUUUGGACUAAGCCAGAUAUCACAUCUGUGGGAGGACAAAGGGGUGGAUCUGUACGUGUUGGAGAGGGCUUUUCUAAGCUCACACCCAAACACUGAGGAGCUGUUUAAGAGAGUUCUUAAUGUCUAUACAGAGAACUACAAGAAGUCUGGUGAUGUGAUGAAGAAGUUGGAGGAAGUAAGGCAACGCGGCAGGAAGAGGGUGAUGGUCGGCUAGCAGCUAUAAUCAACUGCAGUUUAUCAUGUUGUACAUAUAUUUUAUUUUGUUAAUGUAAGAGAUGUCUCGAGAACGUUGGAUCAUAAAUGUGACUCGUACAACCCAAACCAGCAAAAGUUGCCCAAAGUUAAUUUUGAGAUUUUUAUUUCAACUUGAAGAAAAAAAAACACAUCCUAAGUUUUUUAAAGUGAGAUAGAUAUUACUUUUCAAAGUUGACCAACAAUAUCACUCUUAAGUACUUUAUUGAAUGUAGAAGAAAUUCGAUGACACUGACUGACUUUAAAGAUUGAGAAAACAAGAUUUGAAGUUUGGGGUCCGGCUCACUCUAACAUGAGAUGUGCACACUGCACAAUCUUUGUGAAACAUGUGAGCAAUCCGGAGAAAAAGUUGUGUCAAAGAUUGUUGUAUGCCUCAUCUUCUAUUUAUAUUUACAAUUUUGACAGUGAAGAAGCACAUUUCUUCAGAUAAGCUUAUUUUCAAAUUUUACCUUUUGAAGAACAAAUUACCAUUUUGGCUAUUUACAGAUAACCUUCCCAAUC
Lytechinus variegatus (green sea urchin) is the source of this 1481-nucleotide messenger RNA. RefSeq names its product EKC/KEOPS complex subunit Tp53rk-like (gene tp53rk). Lineage: Eukaryota; Metazoa; Echinodermata; Echinoidea; Temnopleuroida; Toxopneustidae. Gene Ontology annotation, molecular function: protein serine/threonine kinase activity; ATP binding. The coding region runs from base 217 to 942 and encodes 241 amino acids. The transcript is spliced from 4 exons. Gene Ontology annotation, cellular component: EKC/KEOPS complex; nucleus; cytosol. Gene Ontology annotation, biological process: protein phosphorylation. The record is from RefSeq and is a predicted model, not a curated record.